Molecule: messenger RNA, 2045 nt
Organism: Cavia porcellus (domestic guinea pig)
Lineage: Eukaryota; Metazoa; Chordata; Mammalia; Rodentia; Caviidae
Gene: Krt9
Product: keratin 9
Exons: 8
Coding region: 33-1760 (575 amino acids)
Biological process (GO): epithelial cell differentiation; intermediate filament organization
Cellular component (GO): cytoskeleton; keratin filament
Molecular function (GO): structural molecule activity
Source: RefSeq, a predicted model, not a curated record
GACACCUUCCUGUCCUCCAAGCCAGCAGCAUCAUGACUUACAGACAGUGCUCCUUGUCUCCCUGGGGCCACAGCGGCUCCAGGGGCAUCGGGGGCAGCCUGCGCACUUCCUUCAGCUGCUCCAGCUCCUCCGAGGCCAGGGCUGGGGGCCCCUUUAGCUCGGCUAGUGGCUUUGGUGGCUUUGGCUUUGGUGGGGGCAGCUCAGGGGCCUGUGGCCGGGGAGGGGGUGGCUCCCUUUACAGCAGGGGCUUCAGCGCCGGGAGCCUGGGUGGGGGCUUUGGGGGAGGUGGCAGUGGUUUUGGUGGUGGUGCCAGAGGAGGUUUUGGCGGGUCUGGGGGCCUGAGAGGAGGCUUCGGUGGGGGCGGUGAGGGCAUCCUGGCUACUGAUGAGAAGACCGCCAUGCAGAACUUCAAUCACCGCCUGGCCUCCUACUUGGAUAAGGUGCGGCAGCAGGAGCAGGAAAACUGUGAGCUGGAGAGGAAGAUCCAGGAGUGGUACGCCCAGCGGGGCCCUAAGCUUCCCCAGAGGGACUACUCUACCUACUACAACACCACAGAGGACCUCAAGAGACAGAUUCUGCACCUGAUCACAGACAACGGCAAAACUCUCCUGGAGACCGACAACACUAGAAUGACCCUGAAGGACUUCAGGGUUAAGUAUGAGAUGGAGCGGUCCUUGAGGCAGUCGGUGGACGCUGACACCAACGGGCUGCAGCAGGUGCUGGAGAGCCUGACCAUGGAGAAAUGCGACCUGGAGAUUCAGCUCAAGUCUCUGCAGGACGAGCUGGCGACCCUGAAGAAGAACCAUCAGGAGGAGAUGAGCCAGCAGACCAGGCAGAGUGGUGGGGACGUCAACGUGGAGAUCAAGGUGGCCCCCAGCAGAGACCUCACCCAGAUCCUCAGUGACAUGCGUCAGGAGUACGAGCAGCUCAUCUCCAGGAGCAGGAAGGAGAUGAUGACUCAAAUUGAGCAGGAGGUGACACACAGUGGUCAGGAGAUGGAGAAGAACACCAGGGAGGUGAUCCAGCACAGGCGCUGCAUGCAGGAGCUGGAGGUUGAGCUGCAGACUGAGCACAGCAUGAAAGCAGCCCUGGAGAAGUCCCUGGAGGACACAAAGAACCGCUACUGUGUGCAGCUGCAGCAGCUGCAGCAGCUGAUCAGCAACAUGGAGGAGCAGCUCGCUGAGGUCCGAGGGGAGACCGAGUGCCAGAGUCUGGAAUACAGCAACCUUCUGAGUGUCAAGACACGGCUGGAGCAGGAGAUCCAGACCUACCACCACCUCCUCGAGUGUGGCCAGGAGGACUUCGAAUCUUCUGGAGCUGGACAAAUCGGCUUUGGAAGUGGCAAAGGAAGACAAGGAGGAAGUGGAUCUAGAGGAGGAAGUGGAGGCAGCUAUGGAGGAGGAAGUGGAGGCAGCCAUAGUGGUGAAAGUGGAGGCAGCCAUGGUGGCAGCUAUGGAGGAGGAAGUGGAGGCAGCCAUGAAGGCAGCCAUGUUGGAGGAAGUAGUUGUGGAGAAGGAAGUGGAGGCAGCCAUGUUGGAAAAAGUAGUUCUGGAGGAGGAAGUGGAGGGAGCCAUGUUGGAGGAAGCAGUUCUGGAGGAGGAAGUGGAGUCAGCCAUGGAGGCAGCCAUGUUGGAGGAAGCAGUUCUGGAGGAGGAAGUGGAGGCAACUAUGGAGGAAGAAGCAGAAGACCAUCCCAGUCCCAGUCCUCCUCAAAACUCGGGGACUGUGGUGAUACACAAGGCUACCAGAUCCGACACUAGAGGCCCUAGAGGAAGGGCCAGGUGACCACCCCCGCGAUGGGUGGACUCCAGGUGGCGCUCGCUUCCUGCUUCCUGUCAUUGGGACCGAAUGGCUGCCAGUGCUGGUGCCUGUGUGGGGCUGGAUUGAUUGGGCAUCCUGCCGCUGGCCAGCCACUGACCCCCUCCCCUGCUGGGCUUUGCUGACCUCAGGGUGGGGGAGUGAUCCUUUCCUCCGUGGGCCUAUGGGUGACCCUGCUCCCAUCCUGAGCCUGACUUCCAAAUAAACCUUUCCGAUUGCAAAUCAAA